AUUCAUUUUUGCCAAAUCGUUCGAACUUCCCGCAAUCGCCAUUUUUCGAAAAUACUUUCUUCUCCACUCGCCGAUGUUUCAUUGGCCCUGUAACUCGACACCGGUUAUAAACAAAGAGUCCACAGUUUUGAUCUCCUGUUCGACCCCCAAUUCUUUGAAAACGCUUUCGAUCGAAAAUGUUCAGCCCCACAUACCCUCUCAUACCAUAAAUAAUUAACAGUCGGCUCGAUAUUCACGUUAAUUACUCAUCCCGACCCAUAAUUAUCAGUAAUCAGCAUUCAUGAACGUAGAAUGGCGACUUCAGACCAAGAAGCCAUCCAAGACCAUUUCUCAAGAAUCCGCGAGUGGCUGAACGCCCACCGAGACCUGUCCUAUCCAGAAAUUUUCUCACCGCUCUAUAAUGACGAGGACCGCAUCAGACUAACCAUCGCAAUCCUCGGCGAGCACAGCCUCCUAGGGGGAGGCACACCCACCGAGAAGUCAGCGUACGCUCUCGGGAAGGACCUGAAUUUGUCUCAGAUACAUGGCUCAUCUGCAGAUCAUUUGCUCAGACACCGUAAGCGUGCUAAACAUGACAUCGUUAUCCAGCUCUGUACACUGGCGAUAAUGUGCGCCCCAGUAGAUUCCCAGGAACUUGCGAUAGCCUACGGUAGACGUGCUGAGGCACUCCUUCAGGUGAAGCUAUAUGAGGACUGUCUCAAGGAUGUGGAGAGAGCGGUGAAGUUGGAGUACCCACCGAGCCUAAUGACGAAGCUUCUUCUGAUAAAAACAAGGGCCCUGGCGAGUCUCUUCGAGGUUGACAGCAUAAUCGUGGAGAAGGCCAUCGAGGAGACAAAGGCGUUGGCUAAAGAAAUGAGUGGUAAUAAAAGGGGGCCCAUCACCUACGUUCUGAACCAGAUCAUCAGCGGAAAAGUCAAACGAUCGAAUCAUGUCGUCAAGUGGAAUGACGAGGGAUCCCUUCCAGAUUUCCCCCCUGGACAUGUCGAUAAUGCAGAGCUUCCUGGAGCAUCAGCAGCCAUUGCCAUUCGUUACUCCGGAAAAUACGGGAGGCAUGUUGUAGCCACCAGGGAUAUCGACGUAGGAGAGGUGUUGGCUGUCCAAAUGCCUUAUGCUGCAGUUCUUGAACUCGAUAGGAGAAACACCAAUUGCUGGUACUGCUUGAAGCAGACCUGGUCUGGCAUUCCAUGCGACGAGUGUGUUACUGUUCUUUUUUGCUCGGAAGAGUGCAAGGAAAGGGCUUGGUCGGAGUUUCAUGACAUCGAAUGUAACAUUCUCGGAUUUAUCAUUACGGAGAAGAUGGAUAUCACUGCUAUCAUGAGUGCCAGACUGCUCAUCAAGGGGUGGCGGGAGGCUGGCAGCUGGGAGAGACUGAAGGAGAACAUGGAGGCGAUCGAAUCUAAUUCUGAUUUAAGGACCAAAGGAUUUACCUCCAACAUUCUCGACAGUAAAAAAUACACCAGUAUUAUUACCCUAUCGGCAUGUACUGAAAAACGAUCGAUGGAAGAUCUCUUCAGACUGUCAGUGGGAGCAACAACUCUCGUAUAUACUCUAGCCACAAUGACAACUAUUUUCGGAGAAAAAUUAGCAGGAGAUCGUGACGUACUGCUGAGCCAUCCGUGGGUCGUCUUCGCUGGGUCUAUUCUCCUCAAACACACGCAGAUUCAUUCAGUCAAUUCACAAAUGGCUUGUGAAUGGGAUCCCAAAGCAGGCAGCUCGUGGACACGUGCAAUGGUUUUGAUACCACUUUACGGACUCAUCAAUCACAGCUGCGAUCCGUCAGUUAAUUACACCUCGCAUGGAAGAUACAUGGCGCUACACACAAUUCGUCCAAUUAAAAAGGGCGAACAGAUUUUCGAUCAUCGAGGGGUCUCUUUUGCAUCAGUUCCCUAUGCCCAGAGGCAGCUCCAGAGACGCCAACUGUUUUUCUUCAUGUGUGACUGCCUCCCAUGCCAGCAGAACUGGCCAGAAUUCAACGAUCUGCCCUCCUACUCAGAGAUGGACCUACCCAAGUCAGUUGUAGAGACCCUCGACACCAUAAUGUGUUCUCACAAUGUCUUCAACAUCAUGCAGAGCCGUUCAACAUUGGACAACAGUUCAGUCACACCACUUUCCUUAGUUGUCUUGAUUGAAAACCUCAAAGAGCUGUAUAAAUACGUGCAGCAGCCGUGUCGAGAGAUCGAGGAAGUCGUCAGGACUCUGGAACACAUUUGGCUUCAGACUGGAAGUCGCUGCCAAUCGCUGGAUAGUUAGAGUAAAGUAAGAGAGUUUUAUAAAAGUAUUAUUCUUAAGAAAAGCUGAUGUCCAAACUUUGAUAUACCUUUUUAUGUUUAUUAUAUUAUAUCUUGUGUUGCCUUAACUACAGUUAGGGAUUUUUUGCCUCAAUAAUGACAAUAUUGAGUAAUAAAUGGAAGACGUGGUGAGAAAAAAUGAGAUAACUAUGUGUUUUGGGUGAAAAGACGGUAGAUUAGCGUUAUCCAUGUUAUAGACGAAUCUAUGUCAUUUAUUGAUUAAUAUUAUUUUUUAUGAUCAGUGAAUAUAGUAAAGGAUGACAAGUAUUCACGUGCUAUAUGGAAGCUCAACCUUUAAGAUAAACGUCAUUUUUUGCUCUGAACUUCAUAACAAUAAUGAACAUAUCAAUUUUAUUUUGUCCUCAUGAAAAUUCCACUAUUUAAGCAGUAAUCUGAAUAAUGACACUAAGGAGCAGUAAAUAAAAGACGUACUGAAAAAUGGACAUUUUUUUAUUUGUAUAAAGAUAUUACAAAAAUUAAUAAUUCACUUAUAAUUUAGUUUUGCUAUGCAGUGGACGGUUUUGAGUGAUUUUUAAAAUGAUAUUCCAUACAUUUUUAUAAUAACAAACGAUAGUCAUUCAUAUCUAUGUAAUAUAACAUUCUCAAGUCUA
Diachasmimorpha longicaudata is the source of this 2899-nucleotide messenger RNA. Its product is annotated as SET and MYND domain-containing protein 4-like. The transcript has 5 exons. Bases 292 to 2250 code for a protein of 652 amino acids. NCBI's taxonomy places the organism in Eukaryota, Metazoa, Arthropoda, Insecta, Hymenoptera, Braconidae. Gene Ontology annotation, cellular component: cytoplasm; nucleus. The record is from RefSeq and is a predicted model, not a curated record. Gene Ontology annotation, molecular function: histone deacetylase binding.